This is a messenger RNA of Microdochium trichocladiopsis, 3556 nucleotides long. Its product is annotated as Rad17 cell cycle checkpoint protein-domain-containing protein. Lineage: Eukaryota; Fungi; Ascomycota; Sordariomycetes; Xylariales; Microdochiaceae. Gene Ontology annotation, biological process: mitotic DNA replication checkpoint signaling; DNA damage checkpoint signaling; DNA repair. The record is from RefSeq and is a predicted model, not a curated record. The transcript has a single exon. The coding region runs from base 467 to 3160 and encodes 897 amino acids. Gene Ontology annotation, molecular function: chromatin binding.
GCGGCGGCUGAGAACCACCCCAGACAGCUUGGAGACAUCCGGGCCGGCACGUUCCAAGCAUCAGCGUCCUGUCCACACUCCACCAAGUGAUCCAGCAGCCGCCACUGCGCAAUUGAUUUCAAGCAAGUGGGAGUACCGCCUACUUAUCCGUACGUACCUAAGCAGGGACCUCCCCGACUGGCAGCCUGCGUCGAGGCUGCUUCCCCGACGUCAGCGCGUGGAGAAAAAGCAACAUCCCUCCAUCCUCAGCAGGGCCGCCCGCCAGCCCGCAUUCUCGACACCCCGUCCCCCAGCUUUCCCGCCUCGACUGGUUCACUCGUGUGGAUUCCGUCUCGGCACGCAAUCGUGCGCGGUGAAACCACGACAGACAUGUAUCACCAACGCACAGAGGCCCAAUCAUAGACGCAUCCGCAAAAGCGCCGGCCUCAGAUGAUGAGCCCCCACAGCCCGAUCCGUAUCGUUUGCCAUGGCACCUCCUCCGGCCAAGCGUCGCCGCCGGAAUGUCCUGCCCUCGUCUUCAGAUGACGAAGACACUGCGUCCCGGAACGGCCCCAACACACUCAGUCGAUACCUAGUCGCCUCUCCCGAAAAGUCGUCCGUCAAGCCGGUCCAGGACGGCUCACCAACGCGGCCAGGCCUCGUCUCUCGGCCUCUGCGGACCUCGACAGCCGGCAAUGCCGGGGGUAGCCCCAGCCGACGAUCGAAUGGCAAGAGAAGCGCUACAAAUAGCCCUGCCAAGACGAGGAGCCGCGAUGCCAUCAGCACUGGCCGCCCAGACCCCACGAAACCGAGGAAUGGCGACCUCAAGUCGCUCUUCUCAAAGCAGGCAGAACGUGCCCCAGCAUUGUCGCAUGCCCAGCUCGAAGACAUAGUCAGCGACCCUAUCUCGGAUGGCGACGGCGACGGCGACAUCUUCGUGGCAAGCACCGCCAGCCGAAUUGGACAGAAUGCAAAGAAGAGGCUCAAGGACGGUUCACAGCCCGUCUCCUCCUCUACUUCCCAUGGUCAGCCGACAGGCAGUCAGAUGUUCGUUCGCCCCGUGCGGCCAACUCAGGAUGCAGUGCCAGAUAAUGAGCAGCGCCCGUGGUCUGAACGAUUCGGUCCUGUCAGUCUUGAAGAGCUCGCUGUGCAUAAGAAGAAGGUUGCCGAUGUGAGGGCCUGGCUCGAGGGCGUGAUUGCUGGUCGCCUACGGCAGAGACUGCUGGUGUUGAAAGGCGCCGCCGGUACAGGGAAAACCACGACCAUGCGCCUGCUCGCCAAAGACAUGAAAUGUGAGCUUCUCGAGUGGCGGAAUCCAACAGGUGCGCUUGCGUCUGGACCUGGCGUCCUCUCAGCGUCGGCACAAUUUCAAGAGUUUCUCGGCCGAAGCGGCAAGUUCUCGCAACUCGACAUCGGGACAGCUGAUGAUGACGAGCAGAGCGACUCCAAGGUCAAGUCGAUGGCGCCGCCGCCGAACAGAAAGUCCAGUGACACUAAGAGGAAGAUCAUCCUGGUCGAGGAGUUUCCGAACACCUUCGCGCGGUCAUCCACAGCCCUGACCUCAUUCCGCAACGCGCUGCUGCAAUACCUCAUUGCAAACACGCCCUCACUGGCCGCCUUUGGACAGCAGACUUCCUCAGAGCCCAUAACACCCGUCGUGCUUGUCAUCUCGGAAACCCUGCUCACCACAACAUCGGCAUCAGCGGACAGUUUUACGGCACAUCGCCUGCUUGGUCCCGAGAUAUCUCGACAUCCGGGAACGUGCAUCAUCGAGUUCAAUGCCAUCGCCCCCACAUUACUGGCUGCGGCGUUAGAGCUAGUCGUGCAGAAGGAGGCACGGAAGUCUGGGCGCCGGAAGACGCCUGGGCCCCUGGUUCUGAAGAGGCUAGGCGAGAUUGGGGACAUUCGAAGUGCAGUCUCCUCGCUAGAGUUUCUGUGUCUCAAAGGUGACAAUGAAGCUGACUGGGGUUCCAAGGUUGCCUUCACCAAGCCCAAGAGAGGUGCGAAGAGCGGUGUUGCCCUGACCAAAGGCGAGGUGGACAGCCUGGAGCUCAUCUCGCAGCGCGAGUCUAGUCUCGGCAUUUUCCAUGCGGUGGGCAAGAUUGUGUACAACAAGAGAGAAGACCUAUCCAUGAGUUCGCAGACACCGUCAGGCCUGGCGGAGUCCCUGCCCAGCUACUUGUCGCACAACUCCCGUCCCAGGCGGUCCGAAGUCGCUGUUGACGAACUUAUAGACGAGACCGGUACCGACAUCCAGACCUUUGUGUCUGCCUUGCACGAGAACUAUGCUCUCUCAUGCGAGGCCACAAGUCCUUCCGAUCCAAAUUCAAGUCUGGAUUACCUCAACAACUGCCUCGACUAUCUCUCUGAUAGCGAUCUGUUGAGCCCCUCGUGGGACGUCUUCUUUGGUGGAUCGGGCUAUGGAGGAAGGGAUUCCGCCAGCCACGCACUGCGACAGGAUGAGAUUGCAUACCACGUGGCAACACGCGGGCUACUGUUCUCCUUGCCAUACCCCGUGAAACGUGCCAAAGCCUCGGGCCGCCCAGGAGGCGACGCAUUCAAGAUGUUCUAUCCGACCAGUAUCAAACUGUGGAGGGGCAAGGAAGAGCUAGAGGGCCUCGUUGACCACUGGGCGACGAGUCUACUACGAGGCGAUGAGAGCACUAGGAAGCUGACGGAAGGUGCCUCGGCAUUCAAGAAGCCCGUCACAGGCGACAGCGGCGAUUGGAUCAGCCGGCAAGCAUCUCAGCAGCGGCGCAACGGCACACAGCAGUCUACCAACCACGGCCAAGGCCAAGGCCAGUCUGCAGGCAGCCCAUUGUUGUCUUUGGGCAGCUCUGCACGUCGGGAGAUGCUGCUAGAGCGACUGCCUUAUAUGGCGCACAUGGCCCGGAGGCGCAAGCUGACGUUAAGCAGUGCCCGGCUGCGCGAGCUUGAGAAAGUGGUGUCCUUCACGGGUAUCGGCCCACCGGCGAACGAGGCAGACGAGGAUGGAGCGGAACCCGCGCCAGCAGGAGCAGCAUCAUCGGAGUCGUGGGCUACAGACCGGCCUACCGAGGAGUCGUCGCCGCGCAAGAAGAGGACUGGGCUCGGCAUCCGUCAGAAGCCGGAUGACGCUGUCGAGAGCAGUCUGAUGACAGUUCAGAAGCUCGUCCUGAGCGAUGACGAUAUCGAGGAUUAAUAUAUAUAUAUGUAGUCCUUGGUCGGCCAAUGGUGCUGGGAAGCCGCCUAAAAUCUGACACAAAUCUUCACGGGGCGCAGGAGUUUGGUGGAGUACAUCAAUGAGAUCUGGCAACUUUGACUUUUGUUUGUUCUCUUCCGGUGGGGAGGGUUUCAUUUUUUGGCCACGGGCGGCGCGCUUUUCGGAGCGGGAGCGAUUCACACAACGGCAUUCCCUUUUUUUUUUUAGCGAACGUCGGGGUUCUAUGCUCGGCACGGCGUCACCGGAAUCUCAAAAGGGUUUCUGAUAAUCAGGGGCAAGCAUAUCCCAUUACUGUAGAGUAGAUGAAGGCAUUUCGAACAUAAUCAAAAAACGACACGAAGUUGCCGUGAACUCAGAGCACGCACAUUCCUGCGC